Molecule: messenger RNA, 2994 nt
Organism: Capsella rubella
Lineage: Eukaryota; Viridiplantae; Streptophyta; Magnoliopsida; Brassicales; Brassicaceae
Product: DUF21 domain-containing protein At5g52790
Exons: 15
Coding region: 1358-2830 (490 amino acids)
Biological process (GO): magnesium ion homeostasis
Cellular component (GO): intracellular membrane-bounded organelle
Source: RefSeq, a predicted model, not a curated record
AUUGCUUCUUCUACUUGUCGUGUUCAUGGUUUUAGAGACGAACGGCGCGAUUGCCGUGAGCAAAACAUUUCGUCGUCAAGUGACGUUACUGGCUCAGUCGCCGGAAACUAAAACGGAGAAAGAAGAAGCUUUCCUUGUUCGUCGAUCUGGGUUCGUCUACGCCAUUCUCGCUUAUUGCGAAGUUCCAAGGUCUUUUCUUCAGGAAUUUUCAUAUGAGAUUUUAAAAAUCUGCCAUGAAUCGCUCAACAUCAAAAGUUAGUGUCAAUAGGUACGUUGCUAAGUUUUGUUUUCAUUAUGUAAGUCUUCAUGAAAAGUGAGAAUUGAAUAAAGUAUAUGCUAGUGGAGAAUGAUUAGUUCAUAUAUAGAGAAUUUGUUAGCAGGAACCUGAAGAAGAUAAUGAUGUUCAUCCCAUAUGAUAUUUUGAUUAAUCAAUUAUGUGCUUAGCUAAUUUGAAUUAUGUAAGCAGUUUUGUGUCUUCCUUUCAUUAGUUGGUGGUGGAGUUGGCCAAUUUGUUAAAAGGAGCUUCUUAGUUUUGUUCUUCUGAUAAGGAUGUUCUAAAGGUCAUUUCUUCUCUUGACCCUUCCAGAUAUUAUUAUUGCUGUGGUGUUUUGAACCGUCAUUUGUAUCUUUUGUGAAUCGGUCGCUAUCUUGUUGGUGUUAACAAGGUUUAUUUUUUUAUAUCUUUUAUCACCUGCUUCUUUGGAACUUACUUUGUUGUAUUGGUGUUUUUGAAGAUCCUAGAAAUACUUAAAUAGGUUUCCUGACGUCAAUAGUUUCACUUGCUCUAAAUUGACAAUGCCACUAGUUGCAUGCUGUUCUCCUCACACCUAUUGUAUGAAAAUAAUUUGUAAUAUCUACUAAGUGAGUCAGAAAACCCUCAGUGGGAGCUCUCUUUACUGAAAAUGUCAUAACUCAAUCUUGACACCAGCUCUGUACUGAGCAUUAAGUUUAUUAUCAGCUUUACUUGCUGUCUUAGCCAACAUCACUGCAUAAGACGUUCUGGUAUUUCUGUCUGAUAUCAGAUUACUGGAGCAUGAUAGUUUGACAAUGAUUGGAGAUAAAGACUUAGCACAAGGUUUUUCUUGUGGACCAAUGACCAAAAUUUUGAUUAUGAAUGCAAAGGUUGAUACUUGAUACAGAAGGGAUUUUGUUUUCACCUUAUGUAAUAGCUGAUUUCAUAAUGAAAGUACUUCCUUGUCAUAAAAGUUUGGAUGGUAGUUCUUGGAUCAUGUUCUCCUGGUGCAGCAGUUGGUACACUAUGUCAUCCGCUGCUACUAUUUAAGUUCCUAUGAUACCCGAACUCAUUCACUCUCAGUCUCAACAUUCAUAGUAUUUACCUUCUAAAUUACUUAAGAAAAUGGCAGCAAAUGAUGUCCCUUGCUGUGAGACCAUGUUCUGGGUGUAUCUACUUGUAUGUGUUGUUCUAGUGGCUUUCGCAGGUAUAAUGUCAGGACUGACUCUUGGGCUCAUGUCCCUUAGUCUUGUCGAGCUCGAAGUCAUGGUCAAAGCCGGUGAACCCCAUGAGCGCAAAAACGCUGAAAAGAUUCUGCCACUCGUUAAAAACCAGCACCUUCUCUUGUGUACUCUCCUCAUAGGCAAUGCGUUGGCAAUGGAGGCUCUACCGAUCUUCGUCGAUUCCCUGCUUCCAGCUUGGGGCGCUAUCCUGAUAUCUGUGACUCUCAUACUUGCAUUUGGCGAGAUUAUACCUCAAGCUGUAUGCUCUCGGUACGGACUGAGCAUCGGGGCAAAGCUAUCGUUUUUGGUUCGGUUGAUUAUCAUAGUCUUCUUUCCAUUAUCUUAUCCAAUCAGCAAGCUACUCGAUUUGCUGCUUGGAAAAAGACAUUCUACACUUUUAGGACGAGCAGAGCUCAAGUCACUUGUCUAUAUGCACGGAAAUGAGGCUGGAAAAGGCGGGGAACUGACUCACAAUGAAACAACAAUCAUCUCAGGAGCUCUGGACAUGUCUCAGAAGAGUGCCAAAGACGCAAUGACACCUGUCUCUGUGAUAUUCUCACUCGACAUAAAUUCUAGGCUUGACGAUAAGACAAUGGGAUUAAUAGCAAGUGAAGGCCAUAGCCGUAUCCCAAUAUACUCUGUGAAUCGAAGUGUUAUCAUCGGAUAUAUUCUGGUCAAGAACUUGAUCAAAGUCCGUCCUGAAGACGAGACACAGAUCAGAGAUCUCCCUAUCAGAAGAAUGCCCAGGGUCAAUUCAAAUUUACCUCUAUACGAUAUCCUCAACAUCUUCCAAACGGGUCGAAGCCACAUGGCUGCUGUUGUUGGGACCAAGAACAAUACUAAUACUAACACUCCUGCCCGUGUCAUGAGCAUCAAUGGAACGCUUAAUAAAGACGCCAACGUUGUUCCUGUGAUGAACUCCAGCGAAAGCAAUAGUCAAAGCCCAAUCCGAUACAUUGAUAGUAUUGCUAAUGAAGAUGACGAAGUCAUUGGGAUUAUAACUCUGGAAGAUGUUAUGGAGGAACUGAUACAGGAAGAAAUAUAUGAUGAGACAGACCAGUACGUCGAACUUCAUAAAAGGAUAACAAUAAACAUGCCAAUAUCGGAAAAUUCACCGGAAACUACCACUUGGGCUUCGGAGUUGGCAUCUCCUAUCUCGCCCUAUCGCUCAAGUCCUCUGUCGCCGAGCAUCAUGAUCUCUACGCUGCUCCGAUCACCGAUAAAUUCACCUUACCGUCAGUCUCCAUUUUUCCGGCCAGCACUUCAGGCUUCUCCACCUGCACAACCUCCUUCCGUGCUCUCUCCGGACAGUAAUGAGCGUUUUCACUAUUUGUCUCCUGGAAAGGUGUCGAGGAAAUCGUAUGAAAAGCUAUGAGCUGAAGAAAAAUGCAUAUUCUAAUUUUAUUCCAUGUUCUUAAAAUUGAGAAAAUGGGUAUUAUAAUUUCCAUGAAAUGAAGAAAAAUAAAUAAACAAGGAUAAAAUAGUAUGAAAUGUGUGGUAAUGAACAUAUCCCAAAGAUAAAGACAAAAUAUACAUACA